AUGGUUUCUUUCAAGAAUUUUUCUUUGGCUAUUGCCAUUGUACUUGGGUUUUCCGAGAAUUCUGCAUGCAUUCCGCUACCUGCCGCUGCUAUCACCUGCGCCAAGAGUGUUACCAAUGCUGGCAGUCGGAACUGUGUUCACAGAAGCAAGCUGGAGUCAUCAGGGGGAGUGGAUGUAGUACCCGGGUUUCACAACCGUGGGCUCAAUUUGCAUGCAGAUGAAGACUACAUCAGUGCAUUUUUGCGCCGACGUGGACCCACCAAGCCACCUGCAAGUCCAUCCAAGAAAUCGCCAAGCCCCUCCAAGAAACCAGUUGCAAGUCCACCCAAGAAACUAGCUGCAGGUCCACCCAAGAAAUCACCAAGCUCCCCCAAGAAACCAGUUGCAAGUCCACCCAAGAAACCAGCUGCAGGUCCACCCAAGAAAUCACCAAGCUCCCCCAAGAAACCAGCUGCAAGUUCACCUCAGAAGGCAGGCAAAGUGUGCAGGAGAGAUGGCUGCAGUACCCAGGAAAUCCACGUGGCCUUAUACUCUCAAGGCGCAGGGAACAGAGUGAACCCUACAACUGGCCAUGGAAGGUAUCAUUGGGGUUAUCUUGUUGGAUCCAGAGACGGGAAAGCCGCCGUGUACCACGCUACCGAUCGGAAUGAGCUUAACACUAAGACAUGGCGGAUGGAAAAUCCCUCAGGCGGUUGGUGGUUUGAAGCCUUGGCGGAAGUUAACCCAUGGCAUAGCGAGAAGCUUCUUGGGCGUAUUGCUAUUGGGUCAGUUCCAGCUGGAGUCACGGCCGACGAGAUUAAAGCUCUAUUCGAGGGAGUCCCACUGCCAGUUAUCGGCGGAGUGGUUCAGGAGAGUUGUCGGACCUGGGUUUUUAAUGCUAUGAAGGUGCUCCAACAGAAAGGCUGGGUCUCGGCAAAGAUUGACACGAAAUCUUUUGAAGAAUGGGGAUUGUCUUACGCCGAUGCAAGGACAAAGUCGCAGAGACAGCCUAUCGAGACAUAUCCAAGCCAAUAA
Molecule: messenger RNA, 1014 nt
Organism: Clonostachys solani
Lineage: Eukaryota; Fungi; Ascomycota; Sordariomycetes; Hypocreales; Bionectriaceae
Source: the annotation of a GenBank genome assembly